Molecule: messenger RNA, 1251 nt
Organism: Danaus chrysippus (African queen)
Lineage: Eukaryota; Metazoa; Arthropoda; Insecta; Lepidoptera; Nymphalidae
Source: the annotation of a GenBank genome assembly
AUGGCUGAUUCCGACGUUUUUAACGCAACAAUUGAUAUCGCAAACGUGCAACAGAGCGAAUUGUCAAACUGUUCCUCGUUAUUCAAAUUCUCGCCAACACUGCUUACUUUCGCUGCCAUAGUCACUGGUAUUAUAAUGGUCAUCGGUUUAUUUGGCAAUCUUCUUACCGUUGUAGCUCUCUUAAAAUGUCCGAAAGUAAGAAACGUCGCCGCUGCUUUCAUAAUAAGUUUAUGCAUAGCCGACUUCCUCUUCUGUGCCAUGGUUCUGCCUUUCGCCAUAUCUGGCUUCUGGACGCGAACUUGGUCCCACGGGGGUGCUCUUUGCAAACUCGUGCCGUUUCUCAGAUAUGGAAAUGUUGGAGUAUCUCUCUUGAGCAUCGCUCUGAUUACUUUAAACAGGUACAUCAUGAUAGCCCAUCACAGCUGGUAUGGGCGAGUCUACCGCAAACACAACAUAGCUCUAAUGAUCAUCUUCUCCUGGAUGUUUUCUUACGGGAUGCAGAUACCUACUCUCAUUGGAAUCUGGGGUAAAUUUGACUACGAUCCAGAGCUGGGAACCUGUUCUAUAGUUUCCGAUGAAUUCGGACGUUCAGCUAAAACUGCGCUUUUUGUUAUCGCAUUCAUAGUGCCAGCCUUACUCAUUUUCAUCUGCUAUGCAAGAAUAUUUUGGGUUGUGCACAGUUCAGAGCAAAGGAUGAGAGAGCACCAGCGUUCUCAAAACACGAAUGCUGGCAGCCUCAAUCAUGACAAACGUUCUACAAUAAAGGACACGCGGGAAACGAAGGCUCGUCGCAACGAGUGGAGGAUAACGAAGAUGGUCCUUGCAAUAUUCCUAUCGUUCCUUGUUUGCUACCUUCCCAUCACUAUCGCGAAGGUUGCCGAUAGUCACGUACAUUUCCCUGUAUUCCACAUAGCGGGCUACCUCCUGCUGUACGCGAGCGCGUGCGUGAACCCCAUCAUCUAUGUUAUAAUGAACGCUCAGUAUCGCGCUGCUUACAAGGCUGCCCUAUGCUGCUCCCUGCCUUCUCCCUCCAGCGAAAUGGAAAGAGCGUCACGGGUACAGCUUCAGCAACACACGAACGGUUUUAAGCCAAGUAUCGCUGGGGGAGUCUCGGGCAGACCAUCGGGGGUCAAUGACCUCAGGAAGAUAGAACAUGGAUCAAGAACGAGCCUGGGGCCCAAGAACGAGACGGCUACCAGCGGGUUAGGGUCCCAAAGGAACCUGAAAAUAACGAGAUUUGACUUAGAUUAA